Messenger RNA from Caenorhabditis briggsae, 1695 nucleotides. It is a transcript of the gene Cbr-eri-5, whose product is annotated as Protein CBR-ERI-5. NCBI's taxonomy places the organism in Eukaryota, Metazoa, Nematoda, Chromadorea, Rhabditida, Rhabditidae. The transcript is spliced from 5 exons. The record is from RefSeq and is a predicted model, not a curated record. Bases 1 to 1695 code for a protein of 564 amino acids.
AUGACAUCGGUCCCAUGUCCCUAUUCAAAAAUCCAGCCAGAAUUCAUAAACACAAAAUCCAUCCAACGAAUGCCUAUGAAAGAUUCAGCGCUCGUUGAGCUGCUUCGUGUGGAAUCUCCAUCAUCCCUGUUUGUCCGUCCCAUCAGCCAUAUUCGAGACCAACUAGUCUACACGGAGCCCUAUUUUCUAGUCCCUCAUACUAAUUUCGAAGCAGGCAAUUAUGCAUUAGCUCCGAUUGAAGAGAGGGUGUUUGGGAGGUGUCUGAUUGUCAGAAAUAUUCCACUUCUAGAAGCCUGUCGGGUGUUUUUCAUCGAUGACGCUGUGACGGCUAAUGUCUCUUGGAAGUGUCUAUUCGUUUUGAAGGACGAGGAGAGGUUCCAUCCGUGGCAAGCGAUGCAUAUUUCUCUGGGGAGAUUGGGGUCCUUAACGAACGAAUGGUCGUUCGAUCAACGUCGCCAGUUCUUGGAUAUCCUCUCCGAAUUCCCGAAAUUCGAGAUCACCCCUUGUCAAGUGGAUAUCGAAGACGAUCAAGAGGAAAUCGAUCGCCCGUCGCUUCUAGUGAAUUUAUAUGGGAUAGAAGAGGAUAAAACGAUGGAUGAGAAAGUGUCGAUUGAGGAAAUUUGCGGAGUUUUGAUGCCAAAUGUAAUGGUCACUUGUUUUCCGACACUUCUAACAGAAGAUCCUCGACUCGCUGAAUUGGAUAAGGAGCAGGAUAAUUUGGAAGUGAUUCUGUUGGAGGAGUUUAGGAGGCAGUUACCCUAUGAUUGGAGACACGAAGAUAAGCCGGAAUAUAAAGAAGGAGACGAAGACUGGGACAUUGUCACUUGCAAACUGGUGGAAUGGGAUAAGAAAUGGCUGAAAAAGUACCUUCUGGAAGACGGAUGCUUUUGGGGAUUCAUCACUACGAAUGUUACAGUAUCCCCAUGGGAUAUGCACAUCACACCGAUUCUCAAGGAAAACGAAGGAUCCGCCGAUGAGCAAUGGAUUUUCGAUCAAUUCGACACAAUCAAACGAAUGCAGCUGGUUUUUGACGAUUUCUAUGUGUGUCCCAAGAAUCAGAGACCUCUGGAUGAGGAGGAGAUACGCUACGCCCUAACCCAAGGACGUGCCUACGCGAUCGCAGCCGUCGAGCAUCGCAAAAAAACGGGUCCCCAAUGGCUCCGCGUCGAAAUUCUCGACAUCCUACCCAACAACAAUCUGGAUAUCCGUUUCGUGGACCAAGGAUUCCGCGGAUUCGAGAACAUUAAGAACAUCUACCGUAUCCAUCGCCUUCACACCGAAAUGCCACCAUUCCAGAUUCCAAUGGGUCUCUAUUUCGACGACGUAUCGAUAUCCGAAACAGAAAUGGGAUGGAGCAGUCACUUCUGGCGGGACAUCGUUCCAUUCGACGUGCCAAUCGUCGUGGGGCCCAAGCUGGAGUUCAUCGAAACUGGGAAACUUCAAUUUGCGGAGAUUCGAGAGAUUGGAGAGCAAGAGAAUCUGCUGGAUGAGAUUCCUCCGAUGUCUCUCUACUCGGGAGAUGGAUUUUCGCAUUAUGAUGACGAAGAGGAAAACUCGGAUUUGGGAUCUUCUGGAUCUUCUGAAGUGAACUAUGAAGAGGAUGAGAUGGAACUGAAAUCAGAUCGUCGUGGAAUUCCAGAAGAAGAAGACGAGUACGAUUCUGAAGACCCGGAUUAUUAUGACGAUUAUGAUUAA